Messenger RNA from Strongylus vulgaris, 258 nucleotides. The record is from the annotation of a GenBank genome assembly. NCBI's taxonomy places the organism in Eukaryota, Metazoa, Nematoda, Chromadorea, Rhabditida, Strongylidae.
AUGAUUCUACUCGUCCUCUCCCAAAUCAUUGUAACAUAUGCGCAGCAGAGUAGCUACGACGAAAAUGUCGCCCGAAAUAUCAUGAUGCCUUUAAGUGCUGCUGCGUACGCAAGUGAUCCACAACCUUGCCUUAGAACCAUUGACGCGGCUGCAACGAUGGUACUAAAUAUCACUGUAGAUUGCGGCGCUACGAAUACAUGUUCGGGCUACAUUGCCUUUCUCCCUUUCCGCAAUGCAAUCGCCAUAGGCUUUAGGUAA